CGGGAGAGAGCGGGCCGGGAACGGGCCGGGAACGGGCCGGGAACGGGCGGAAGAGCUCGGGAUUAACGCGGGUCCGGAGCCCGGAGACCCCGCAGCAGAAAAAAGGAAAGGCCGAGAAAGGCCCCCGAGCGCGACGCACGCGAGCCGCGGCUGCUGGGAGGUCAAAGGGCGGAGCUGGAGCCAGUGCCCCCCUGCAGGGCUGCCCUCGCUGCUGUGGCCCGGGAUGGCCUGCAGGUGAGGAUGACCCUGACUGAAAGGCUGCGCGAGAGGAUUUCGCGGGCGUUCUACAGCCACGGGCUGCUCUGCGCUUCCUACCCCAUCCCCAUCAUCCUCUUCACUGCCCUCUGCAUCCUGGCCUGCUGCUCGCCCCUGCUGAAGCUGCCCCUGCCAGGGACGGGCCCCGUGGAGUUCAGCACGCCCCUGAAGGACUACAGCCCCCCCGGGGAGCAGGGCCCGCAGCACGGGGAGCCCGCCGAGCGCCCCGACUGGUACGUGGGGGCUCCCGUGGCCUACAUCCAGCAGAUCUUCGUGAAAGCCACCGUGUCCCCCUGGCAGAAGAACUUCCUGGCCGUGGAUGUGUUCCGCUCGCCGCUGGCCCGCGUCUUCCCGCUGGUGGAGGAGAUCAGGAACCACGCCCUGAGAGACAGCUCGGGGGUCAGGAGCCUGGAGGAGGUUUGUCUGCAGGUGACAGACCUGCUGCCUGGCCUCAGGAAGCUGAGGAAUCUGCUGCCAGAGCACGGCUGCCUGCUGCUGUCCCCGGGCAACUUCUGGCAGAACGACCGCGAGCGCUUCAAUGCCGACCCAGAUAUCAUCAAAACCAUCCACCAGCAUGAGCCAAAGACCUUGCAGACGUCAGCCACUCUCAAAGACCUGCUCUUCGGGCUGCCUGGCAGGUACAGCGGGGUCAGCCUGUCCAACCGGCGCCGCGUCGUGUCCUACACCGUCACCCUGGGGCUGCAGCGCUACGACUCCAGGUUCCUGAGCAGCCUGCGCUCCCGGCUGAAGCUGCUGCACCCCAGCCCCAACUGCAGCCUGCGGGAGGAGAGCGUGGUGCACGUGCACUUCAAGGAGGAGAUCGGCAUCGCCGAGCUCAUCCCGCUCGUCACCACCUACAUCAUCCUCUUCGCCUACAUCUACUUCUCCACACGCAAGAUCGACAUGGUGAAGUCCAAGUGGGGCCUGGCGCUGGCGGCGGUGGUGACGGUGCUCAGCUCGCUGCUCAUGUCCGUGGGGCUCUGCACCCUCUUUGGCCUCACGCCCACGCUCAACGGCGGAGAGAUAUUCCCAUACCUGGUGGUGGUGAUUGGCCUGGAGAACGUGCUGGUCCUCACCAAGUCCGUGGUGUCCACGCCCGUGGACCUGGAGGUGAAGCUGCGCAUCGCCCAAGGCCUGAGCAAUGAGAGCUGGUCCAUCAUGAAGAACAUGGCAACGGAGCUGGGGAUCAUCCUCAUCGGGUACUUCACCCUGGUGCCGGCCAUCCAGGAGUUCUGCCUCUUCGCCGUGGUGGGGCUGGUGUCAGACUUCUUCCUGCAGAUGUUCUUCUUCACCACGGUGCUGUCCAUCGACAUCCGCCGCAUGGAGCUGGCUGACCUGAACAAGCGGCUGCCCGCCGAGUCGUGCCUGGCCAAGGCGGCGUGCCGUGCCCGCGCGGCGCUGCGCCCGGCGCCGCCGCACACGCCGCACACCAUCACCCUGCAGCCGUCCUCGCUGCGCAACCUGCGCCUGCCCAAGCGCCUGCGCGUCAUCUACUUCUUCGCCCGCACCCGCCUGGCACAGCGCCUCAUCAUGGCCGGGACGGUGAUCUGGAUCGGGAUCCUGGUGUACACGGAUCCCGCUGGGCUCCGCACCUACCUCACCUCCCAGGUCACCGAGCAGAGUCCCCUGGGGGACGCAGGCCUGCCUGCCAUGCCCGUCCCGGGGGGGGUCCUGCCUGCUGGGGACCCCAAGCUCGACCUGUCCGUGUUCCCCUCGGAGCCCGUGCAGCUGCUGGAGAACCAGACGCAGGCGCGGGAGCAGCUGCAGCCCGAGCAGCACGGCUGGGCCCCGGGCCCUGAGGGCAGGGGGCAGCUGGAGCUGGGGACAACGGAGGCACAGGUCACCUGGGGAGCGGAGGAUGAGGAGAUCUGGAGGAAGCUGUCCUUCAGGCACUGGCCAGCCCUCUUCAGCUACUACAACAUCACCCUAGCCAAGAGGUACAUCAGCAUCCUGCCAGCCAUCCCUGUGACGCUGUACCUGAAGCCCCAGGAGGCGCUGGAGCUGCGGCACCCGCAGGAGGCACGGCGCUCGCAGCCCCUGCUGGGCACGGCCCCGCAGCCGGAGCCGCCCCGCGGCCACCAGGACGUCACCCUCUACAAGGUGGCUGCUCUGGGGCUGGCGUCAGGCAUCUUGCUGGUGCUGCUGCUGUUCUGCCUGUACCGGGUGCUGUGCCCCAAGAACUACGGGCAGAACGGGCCGGGCCGGCGCCGCCGCGGGGACCUGCCCUGCGACGACUACGGCUACUCGCCCCCCGAGACCGAGAUCGUGCCCCUGGUCCUCAGGGGACACCUCAUGGACAUCGAGUGCCUGGCCAGCGACGGGAUGCUGCUGGUGAGCUGCUGCCUGGUGGGGCAGAUCCGCGUGUGGGACGCGCAGACGGGCGACUGCCUCACCGUCAUCCCCAAGCCCAGGCUGCGCAGGGACAGCAGCGGCAUCUUCGACUACCAGGAGGGCUGGGACCCCAGCCCGGAGGGCAAGAACGGGCUGGAGGACUCCUUUGAGAGCAGCCACCAGCUGAAGCGGCUGCUGGGGCCCCCGCAGCCCCCCCUGUUCUGUGACCAGCCCGACCUCACCUCCCUCAUCGACACCAACUUCCUGGAGCACGCCAAGGCGGCCGAGUCGGAGCCGCGGCUGCGGGCCGUGGGCGCUCGCCACAAGGGCUCGGGAUACGACUUCAGCAGCCUGGUGGGGAAGGUGUACGAGGAGCACGGCGGCCCCGGCUGCAGGAGCAGCGCCCUCCCGGGGCUGCCGGCCCCGCAUGGCCCCGGCCCGGCCGACGGCGACGGCCUCGGGGACGAGCCCUGCGCGGGCUGCGACAAACCCCCCGCCCCGCCGUCCUGGGCAGGGGACCUGGAGAGCUCCAUCUGGAGCCUGGAGCUGCAGGGGAACCUGAUCGUGGCUGGCAGGAGUAAUGGGAAGCUGGAGGUGUGGGAUGCCAUCGAGGGGACCCUCCGCAGCAGCAAUGAUGAAGGACAAUCUGGCAUCACUGCCCUCGUCUUCCUCAACAACAGGAUCGUGGCUGCCCGGCUGAAUGGCUCCUUGGAUUUCUUCUCUCUGGAGACACACACGUCCCUGAACCACCUGCAGUUCCGAGGAGCCCCGGGCAGGAGCAGCGUGCCGCCGUCGCCGGAGCUGUGCCGCGGGGCCGCGCUGCGCUGCCGGCUGACGCACAGCGUGGCCUGCGCCCACCACAAACCCAUCACCGCGCUCAGGGCCGCCGCCGGCCGCCUGGUCACCGGCAGCCAGGACCACACCCUGCGGGUGUUCCGGCUGGAGGACUCGUGCUGCCUGUUCACCCUGCAGGGCCACUCGGGAGCCAUCACUGCCGUGUACAUCGACCAGACCAUGGUGCUGGCCAGCGGGGGCCAGGACGGGGCCAUCUGCCUGUGGGACGUGCUGACGGGCAGCCGUGUCAGCCACAUGUUCGCCCACCGCGGGGACGUCACCUCGCUGACCUGCACCACGUCCUGCGUCAUCAGCAGCGGCCUGGACGACGUCAUCAGCAUCUGGGACCGCAGCUCGGGCAUCAAGCUCUACUCCAUCCAGCAGGAGCUGGGCUGCGGCGCCAGCCUGGGCGUCAUCUCCGACAACCUGCUGGUGACAGGGGGCCAGGGCUGCGUGUCCUUCUGGGACAUCGGCUACGGGGACCUGCUGCAGACCGUCUACCUGGGCAAGAGCAACGAGUCGCAGCCGGCGCGGCAGAUCCUGGUGCUGGAGAACGCCGCCAUCGUCUGCAACUUCGGCAGCGAGCUCAGCCUGGUCUACGUGCCCUCGGUGCUGGAGAAGUUGGACUGAGCAGCACGAGGGGCCGGCGGGGCUGGGCUGUGCCGGAGAGGGACCGGGCCCUGCUCCGUGCUCCAUCCGUGCCACCGGGCGGGGUGGGGCCGCCCCCCUCUGCUCUCCCCGGUCCGGCACCUCGGGGAGCCCCGGCAGCGCCACCGUGCACACGGACACGGGGCAGGGCGGGGACAGCGGGGUGGCUCCCAGGCCGGACACCCAGCGGCGGCUGUGCCGGCCCAGCACCGCCCCAGGACACGGAACAGCCCCGGGUGGCAGCCGGGAGAGAACCGGACCAGGACCGGGAGCGGGACCGGCCCGUCCCGGGCGCGGCUCGGCCCCCUCGUGCCUUAGGGCGCGGCAGGGCCCCGCCCGAGCCCGCCCGGGGCCGCAGCUGCCCCCACUCUAUUUAUUUAUACGCUGUAAAUAGUUAUUUAUUGGGGCAGGGGGCGCGGGGCCCAGCCCCGGCAGCGCUGCCCUGGCCGUGCCCUGGCACAGCUGCCCCGCCCGGCUCCCUCCUGCAGCAAUAGCACCUUCCUCCUCCUCCUCCCCUUCCUCCUCCUCCCGCUGCGGGGCCAGAGGAGGCUUUUCUCAGGUUGGGAGCGGGCGGAGCUCUCGCCCCCCUCCUGCAGGCGCUGGGGAGGGGCCCGGGGCGGCAGCCGGGGCUCCCCCGGGCACGGGCCCCGCUCGGACCGGCCCCGGCCCGUGCCCCGAGCCGCCCUGGCUCCGUUCUCGACCCCCGGUGAUUGUAGAGGCGGCGGCGGCCCGGGGCAGGGGGACCCCGGGAGCCGGCCCACCCCGCGGGUGGCCUUGGCGCAGCUGUACCUUUGUGCUGUACAGGGGACGCUUUUUGUACCGAUCGUGUUUUAUAACGUGUGCGGAACAUCCAUUAAACGGAACUAACCCGA
Molecule: messenger RNA, 4940 nt
Organism: Passer montanus (Eurasian tree sparrow)
Lineage: Eukaryota; Metazoa; Chordata; Aves; Passeriformes; Passeridae
Gene: SCAP
Product: SREBF chaperone
Exons: 23
Coding region: 241-4050 (1269 amino acids)
Biological process (GO): SREBP signaling pathway
Cellular component (GO): Golgi membrane; endoplasmic reticulum membrane
Molecular function (GO): protein binding; sterol binding
Source: RefSeq, a predicted model, not a curated record